UCCCACUCUCCCUAUAAACCCAUAAUCCCCCUCUCCUCUGCUUUGUUCUACUUCUUUCUCGUCUUCCUCCUUCGUUCUCUCAAGCUAUUCUAUUUCAAAUAAUGUAAAAAAAGACUCGAUCUUUUGUUUCCCUGCUUAUAAUUAUACAAUUUCUACCUAUUUAGAGUGUUUCAUUAAUGGCUUUCCCAAGCUUUAUCACGCCUUUGUUCAUCACCACCGUUUCACUCCUAUUGGGACUCUGUUUUGCUGAAGAUCCAGUCGUCAGCUACAACUUCAUCGUCUCCUACAUUACAGCUUCCCCGUUGGGUGUCCCACAACAGGUUAUUGCUGUUAAUGGCCAUUUCCCAGGACCGGUGAUUAAUGUUACCACUAAUAACAAUGUUAUUGUUAACGUCAAAAACAAGUUGGACGAGGGUCUGCUAAUUACAUGGAACGGGAUUCAGCAACGUAAGAGCUCUUGGCAAGAUGGUGUUCUUGGUACAAACUGUCCAAUUCCUUCUAAAUGGAACUGGACUUAUCAAUUCCAGGUUAAGGAUCAAGUUGGUAGUUUCUUUUACUUUCCAUCCACCAAUUUUCAGAGAGCUUCAGGCGGUUUUGGCGGGUUUAUCGUUAACAACAGACCGAUUAUUCCUAUUCCUUUCGAUACACCUUACGAUGAUAUCGUUGUUCUAAUUGGUGAUUGGUACAUUCAGAAUCAUACGGCUUUAAGAAAGACUCUUAAUGGAGGAAAAGAUUUGGGUAUGCCAGAUGGUGUUCUUAUCAAUGGAAAAGGUCCUUAUAGAUAUAACACAACAUUGGUUCCUGAUGGAAUUGAUCACGAAACGAUAAACGUUCAACCAGGGAAAACUUAUCGGGUUCGUGUUCACAAUGUUGGGAUUUCGACAAGUUUGAACUUCAGAAUUCAGAAUCAUAAUCUUCUUUUAGCUGAAACAGAGGGUUCAUACACUGUUCAACAGAAUUACACAAACUUAGACAUUCAUGUGGGUCAAUCUUAUUCGUUUUUAGUAACCAUGGAUCAGAACGGGACCAGCGAUUACUACAUCGUUGCGAGCGCGCGUUUCGUGAACGAAACCGAAUGGAAAAGGGUUACUGGUGUUGCGAUCUUGCAUUACACGUCCAAUUCUAAAUCCAAAUCCAAAUCCAAUCCCGAGCCUAAACCUGCUUCAGGACCCCUUCCCGACCCACCAAACGAUGAAUUUGAUAAAACGUUUUCGAUGAAUCAGGCGCGGACGAUCAGAUGGAAUGUGACUGCUAGUGGGGCACGACCGAAUCCUCAAGGUUCGUUUAGGUAUGGUUCUAUAAACGUCACUGAAGUUUACGUUUUGAAGAACAAACCGCCGGUGAUGAUUAACGGGAAACGUAGGACAACUUUGAGUGGGAUUUCGUUUGUGAAUCCCACCACCCCGAUUAGACUUGCUGAUCAGUAUAAAUUGAAGGGUGUUUAUAAGCUUGAUUUUCCGACGAAGCCACUCACCGGAGCCGCGGUUAUGGAAACGUCGGUAAUAAAUGGUACUUAUAGAGGAUUCAUGGAGAUCAUAUUGCAAAACAAUGAUACUAAGAUGCAAAGCUAUCAUAUCAACGGUUAUGCUUUCUUUGUUGUUGGGAUGGAUUUUGGAGAAUGGACUGAGAACAGUAGGGGGACUUAUAAUAAAUGGGAUGGAAUUGCUCGAUCGACAGCACAAGUUUUUCCGGGGGCGUGGACGGCGAUAUUAGUUUCGUUGGAUAAUGUUGGAGUUUGGAAUUUGAGAUCGGAAAAUCUCGAUUCUUGGUAUCUUGGGCAGGAAACUUACAUUCGUGUGGUUAACCCGGAAAUUACUAACAAAACGGAGUUGGCUAUUCCGGAUAAUGCUUUAUUUUGUGGUGCUCUUUCGAAACUUCAAAAGCCACAAGAUAUCUCAUCAGCAAUUGCUACAUUUGGCGGUGGAUUGCAGGCGUUAUGGAUUAUUAUUGGAAUGAUCAUAUAUUGUAGCUUAAUGAAUAUUCAUUAAUAGUAAUGUUUUUUAGUUUGUUUGUUGAUGUAUGACUUUUCUAUAUCUUUCUUGCACAAUGGGGUGUUUUAAUUUGUCAAUAGUUACCAUUCUUUGAUUCAAGACUAUAUGAUUUUUUGUAAACAUCUUUUAUUUUUUAUGUAAUUGUAGGUAUAUAUA
Messenger RNA from Impatiens glandulifera, 2147 nucleotides. RefSeq names its product monocopper oxidase-like protein SKU5. The transcript has 5 exons. The record is from RefSeq and is a predicted model, not a curated record. Gene Ontology annotation, cellular component: plasma membrane. NCBI's taxonomy places the organism in Eukaryota, Viridiplantae, Streptophyta, Magnoliopsida, Ericales, Balsaminaceae. Gene Ontology annotation, molecular function: copper ion binding; oxidoreductase activity. The coding region runs from base 177 to 1988 and encodes 603 amino acids.